Molecule: messenger RNA, 1514 nt
Organism: Daldinia decipiens
Lineage: Eukaryota; Fungi; Ascomycota; Sordariomycetes; Xylariales; Hypoxylaceae
Product: proteasome endopeptidase complex, beta subunit
Exons: 3
Coding region: 169-951 (260 amino acids)
Cellular component (GO): proteasome core complex
Source: RefSeq, a predicted model, not a curated record
GCUCCAGAGGCUCAACGUCCAAAAGACACUGGAGCUUCGUUGCAUCCCAUCAAUAUCAGCCUUACAACUUCAUAUUUCACAAGCGACAACUCCCUUUUUUUUUUUUGCCGCCACACUACCAACAUACCCUUGAGGCCAUUUCAGUCUCGACACCCAACUCAAUUCAAUAUGGAUCACCGACCGCAAGCUUGGGGCCGUCCCAGAGACGACGUCUACGGCGCCUACGAUGCCUCAUACAUGCAGACCAACGGUCCCAACCAGCACACCCAGUCGCCCGUCGUAACGGGAACAUCGGUGGUGGCGAUCAAGUUCAAGGACGGUGUGGUCAUGGCAGCAGAUAACUUGGCUUCCUACGGCUCCCUAGCCCGCUUCACCGACGUAAAGCGCAUCCGCACCUUCGCCGACACCUCCAUCAUCGGCUUCGGCGGCGACGUCUCCGACAUGCAGUACCUCGACCGGCACCUAACCGAGCUCGGCAUCGACGAGGCGUACCAGCAGACGGCCCACACGCUGAACGCCCGCAGCCUGCACAAGUACCUUUCCAAGCUUCUCUACCACCGGCGCUCCAAGUUCGACCCGCUGUGGAACCACCUGCUCGUCGCCGGUCUCGACGAGGAAGGCAAGCCCUUCCUCGCCGCCGCCGACCUCCUCGGCACCACCUUCUCGUCGCCCUCGCUCGCCACCGGCUUCGGCAGCAUGCUCGCCCAGCCCAUCAUGCGGCGAUACGUGCCGGACGAGGAAUCUGUCGCCAACGUGACGCGCGAGCAGGCCGUCGACGUCAUCCGGGAGUGCAUGAAAGUGCUGUUCUACCGCGACGCUCGCUCCCACGACACGUACUCCCUCGCCGUCGUGACCAAGGACGGCAUCGAGCUCACCGAGGGCGAGAAGCUCGAGAAGCAGAGCUGGGCCUUCGCCGACCGCAUCAAGGGCUACGGCACCCAGACCGUAUAACCCGCGCAUCUUACCUACCUACUCGCCGCCUGCUCCUCGAAAUCUGCGUCUACGUUUACGUCUACAUAUGCUAGUUAUUGAGCGUGCUGCCCAGCUAGAAUUGCCGUAACGCAGACGGAAGACUGGGGGGUUAUAAGAGCACAAGGUUAUCGCUCUCGUCGGUCAGCAUUAGUAGCCAGGCGAGAUACGAUAUCAUCUAUAUCUAUCUAAAUGAGAGAACAAUAAAGGAGAUAUACUAGCUUCUCCAGGGUUGCAAUGCCUUCCGAUCGAUUAGAGAAGAAAGAGGAUAACACGGUAGCAAGAAGAUUCUGUAUCAUUAGAGCCAAGACACAUGAACCUCGGCAUUGCCUUGACGAGUAAUUGCUUGCUAUUUUACUACAAAUCCAUAAGUCAUGGUGCGCCCCGAAUUUCUACCUAGAAACAUAACCAUCGCUACCUAAUUAUGUGAAUUAGAAAGUGUGGGUGCAAAUGCUUCCCGCAUCAUGCCAACCGUUGGUUAGUACAUCGUAGCUACAUCAUACCUCAUAGGUCUUAUCACGAUACGCGGAUUAACAUCAAAAUAA